Molecule: messenger RNA, 6351 nt
Organism: Sphaerodactylus townsendi
Lineage: Eukaryota; Metazoa; Chordata; Lepidosauria; Squamata; Sphaerodactylidae
Gene: SCARA3
Product: scavenger receptor class A member 3
Exons: 6
Coding region: 795-2774 (659 amino acids)
Source: RefSeq, a predicted model, not a curated record
GCAAACUGAGAGCAGAGGGCAGAAUAACAUUUGCACAGAAACACAAUCCUUUAUCCCAGCUAUCACGUCCCUAAUGAAUGCAUUUGAACAUCUGCCCUCUUCUAAGUUUACAUCACUGUUAAGGGGCGGGGGGACCUCAUGGGUCUGACACACCUUCGUUUCCGAAAUGCAUCCGAGCUCCAGGGUCCAGCAUUCCAACAGGCCUCCCCCUCCUCCAACCACGCUGCUCUUACAACCUGCCUUCUCCCCCACGCCUCCUCUCUGCUUUUCCCUGUUUGCCAUGGGUAAAGAGGACAUUUGUUAGCAAUUAGGAUUGGAGGGAGAGAGCCGCACAUAUCUCAGCGAGGCUCCAAAGCCUCUUUGCCUUGUAACCAACCCCCCCACCCCACCCCAGAUUGGGGGCAGCAUCCACGAGAGCAGAGACUCCAGCAGGAGACAGCCGGCACACAGCGAAGCCACUUGCCCUGUUUUGAAAUAUCAAGGAAGUUUGUCUGGGCUGCAGCCCAAGAGCCAGAGAGAGAAAGAAGGGAGUGUGGCCGGCAGCGUGCUCUCGGCACACUGAAGGAGAAGACCAGUCGGGAAACUCCAGAAAGAAAGCGUGGGAUGCUGGUGCAGAAGAUGGACUCUAUUGCUGCCUUCGCGGGGCAGUGACCGGGUGAGUAGGGGUGGUGGCAUCGCUCAAUUCUAAAUGACAAAAAUAGUGUUAGUGGGAUUCUGUGGAACUGUAAAGUCCAUUCGCUGGACUGCUGGAAGGUAGAGCACUGGGAGGGUAGCUAUCUCGUUCUCUAAGAGCUAUGUUGAUGUUCAUUUCUUGGAGCCGGACAGCAGUGAUGUUGUGGAAUGUAGAGCAACGCUUUCAGAUCCAUCCUUAUGAUAAGAGACAUCUGGCAGAAUUAGUCUCUGGCUCGGAGGCCUGCUCCCAAAAGGUUCCAGCCUCAAUCCUGUCCCUUGUUUGUUUCACUAGAAACACCUUGGAUCUGGCUGCAGAACUCCUCAGCAAGAGGAUAAUGAAAGAAGGAGACCUCACUGGAGAAGAAGACGAGAUGCCGUCCUUCAGAUACCGGCCAAAUGGUCGGAUGAGGACCAACUGCAGCCAGUGUGAGAAGACUUUGACCCUCCAGACGUCUGUGAAGGUGCUGUAUGUCUUUGUCGUCCUGCUGAUCAUCGUUGUAGUUGUAUUGGCUGCCUUGGUUUUUAAGAAGGUGGACUCUAUGGUUUAUGAUGUUACCUCUGCUCAGACGUAUUAUGAGAAGAAAAUUGAGUCAGUCCAGGGGAACCUCCAAGAACUCGAUCAGAAUUCCCCGGGCAACUGUUCCUUUUGUCAUGAAACAGGCCAGCUGGGCCAGGAGAUCAGCAAACUGCAGGAAGAGCUGGAGGAGAUCCAGAAGAAACUCUUAGCCCAGGACGUGCUCCUCGACCGCACCACUCAAGCCCACCAAAAGCUUUCCUCAGCCAACAAGGAGAUCACCGGCGGGGUGGACAGCUGCUCUUCUGCCAUUCAACAGGUCAACCAGAGUGUGAGUCUCUUCCUGGCCCAGGUGCGAGGUUGGCAGGCAGUCACCUCUGAGCUGGGCAGUUCGCUGAAGGAGUUGUCGCAGGAGCGGUUUGACAUUGAGGCUGCUGUGCAGCAGAUGAACUUCACUGUAGGGCAGACCACUGACUGGAUCCACGUCAUCCAGAGGAAGACAAACGAGGAGACUCUGACUCUGCAGAAGAUCAUGUCCGAGUGGCAGAACUACACUCGUAUCUUUGGUGGUUUGCGAGCGACAUCUUCCAAAACAGGGGACUUGGUUAAAAGCAUCCAGACCAGCUUGGGUAUUGCUUCACAAAGGAUCAGCCAGAAUUCAGAAGGAAUGCAUGACUUGGUCCUCCAGGUGAUGAACCUGCAGUUGCAGCUGGACAACAUCUCCUCCUUCUUGGAUGACCACGAGGAAAACAUGCACGACUUUCAAUAUCACACACGGUACACCCAGAACCGGACAGCUGAGCGCUUUGAAACCUUGGAAGGCCGCAUGACCUCCCAUGAAAUUGAAAUCAAUACUAUCUUCACCAACAUUAAUGCCACUGACAGCCAUGUCCACAGCAUGCUCAAGUAUCUUGACGAUGUACGGCUGUCUUGCACCCUGGGCUUCCACACACAUGCUGAGGAGCUCUACUACCUGAAUAAAUCAGUCAGCCUCAUGUUGAGCACCACAGACCUCCUACGGGAACGCUUUAGUCUGCUCAGUGCCCGGCUGGACUUUGAUAUCCGCAACCUCUCUAUGAUCAUGGAAGAGAUGAAGACAGUUGACACUCAGCAUGGGGAAAUCCUCCGGAAUGUCACCAUCUUACGAGGUGUUCCUGGCCCCCCAGGUCCCAGAGGAUUCAGAGGAGAGCUUGGUGGAAAGGGACCCACUGGAAGCAGAGGACCAAAAGGCGACCCUGGGAAUAUGGGGCCACCUGGCCCACAGGGAGCCCGGGGUCCCGCAGGCACCCAAGGACCGCAGGGUGAGAGAGGAUCGGGGGGCCCAAAAGGCCUUCCUGGAUUCAAAGGCAGCAAAGGAAGCUUCGGACAGUCUGGUGCCAAAGGACAGGCAGGCCCAAAGGGUGAUGUGGGGCCUCCAGGGCCAGAUGGUUCACCUGGGCCAGCUGGACCUAUUGGGGUAAAAGGAGUUCCAGGGUUCCCAGGCAAACCAGGGCAACCGGGCCCAGUUGGGCCACCAGGGCCAAAAGGGGAUCCUGGGUUACGAGGCAAGCCAGGGUUACCAGGACCACCUGGACCUCCAGGACCAUAAGUUUGCCCCACAAAGGGACAGUAGUGGGAGUGGGCAGUGAAACAGCCAAAGACACCUGUGUUCCCCCUCUGGAAGGUGGCAAGAACAGCAGUCCAACAGAUGCCAGCCCUCAUCUCUCCUGCACCAAGCAGCCAGGACCUGUUUCCAGCAGCAGAUUUAGGAAAUCCUACUUCCUGCACUGGGGAAUCAUCAAGGGCCAAGACCUGCUGCUGCUGCUGCUGCUGCUGCUGCUGCUGCUGCUGCUGCUAUCUCACUUGGUUUGAAGCACCUUCAUCCCUUUGCCCCUUCCUACAAGACAGACAAAGCCGGCUCUGCUCCUUGUAGCCAGACCGGAGGACCUCUUUACUCCCGCUGUCCUUGGGCAUGGAAAUCUUGCAGAUGUUCCAGAGGCAAAGUUAAACUUCUUGAUAUGUACAGAUUUCACUGUGUCUGUGAACAUAUGCAUAAAAAGGUUGCCAUCUUAUUUUUCCUGGCCCUGCAUUUACGCCUUUAGUGCAGAACCUUAUCACAUGAUGCUUCUCCCCUGACUGGUUUCCAUGGCUGCCGACAGCAUUUCUCCAUGCCAAGUUGCUACUGAAGGCACAAGUGGAGGGCCACUAAUAAAAGUUGGCAUCAUUGCAGAGGCAUAGCAAGGGGGGAAAGCACCCGGUGCAUUGGUGCGUCCUCCGCCCAUGCCAUGCCAUGCCCCCAGAACCCCCCCCCCAGAACGCACUUGCCACACCCCACAGGGCCCAGUGCGUCACCACCACCACCACCCCCCACCAUCCCCUUGGAGCUACUCCUCUGCAUCCUUGCUACGAGCAGGUUCACAUUCUGUUUUCCACCUCGCUUUGCACUCAACGGAAUACAUAAAGGGUAGGCCAGUUAGGAAGGGGCUGUUGCUCAGUGGUAAGAGCAUCUGCUUCGCUUGCUAAAGAUCCUUCUUUCAGUCUUGGGCCAUCCUCACGCAAAAUGAUCUCAGAUAAAGACUGCCUGAGAUCUGCUGCCUGUCAGAGGAGACUGUACCAGGCACAGCGGAUCUAGCUCUGAAGAAGGAAGCUUCAUGUCCUCAUAAACAGAUUUUGCCCUGGCAAGUGAAGAAAUUGGACACUGCUGUACCAGAAAGGAAGAGUAUCAAUGCCAGUGAAAGGAAGAGAGGCAAUGGGUGUGACUUGGUUGUUCAUUUUAUUUUGUAUUUCAAGAUGUUGUAGAAACCAGAUUUUAUACUCCAGAAACUAUUUUGCAUUGGGUGAAACGCUGAUCUCUGUCUCUCCAACGUUGCUUCUGCACUAGCCUUUAGUUUGGAAUUGCCAUGAUUCAUCCGCUCAGUUUUAACAGAUGAUGCCAUUUUUUAACUGCAUUUCCACAUGUUUUCAGAUCUGUUAUGAGGCAGUUUUUUAAAAUAUAAAAGCAAUUCGCAAUGUGAGGCAUCCAGCCGUAGACUGACAAAGCACUACUGAAACUUCCUGAGUCGACUUUCUCUUUAUUUUUCCCUCCUACUUCCAGAUUAAUCAGUUGCUUCCCAUUUAGAGCCUGGCUGGUCCAGCCAUCUCAUCCAUGGAUGCAUAAAUAUUGCUUUUCAUUUUGUAAUCAAAGCUACUUUCGUUAUUUUUAAUUGUAGGUUCAUUAUUGCACUAGACCAACAAUAAAAAUAUUUUUUAAAAGUAGCAAAUAGUGGCAUUGCCUGCAAGGAGAAAGGCAGUAUUUACCCCCCCCCCCCCCAAUAAUUAAUAAUUCAUUCAGGAAAGAAAUGGCUGCUUGUGUGGAGAACAGACAGUAACUAAAACAAAGGAACAAACGGAAAACUGCAAGAAGAAACCAAACUUUGGUAUUCCAUGCUUACUUCAAACAUUAUAGUAGAAUCUUGCCUAUCUGGACAAGCUUUGUAGAAACUCUAGUUUUGAUUCCACUUGGCAGCUGAAUAAGGAACUGCGUCUGAGUUGCACAAAAAGCGGAACCCGCUGGAAGGACCAAACAUUAUCUCUUAGCCUCAGUUCCUGAUCUGUAAAACGGAAACAAUAAUGAGCUCCAUGAGCAGUGAAAAAACAUUCAAAGUUUGAAAGCAUCCCAAGACCUUACAAAAGAUGCUUGGGGCAUGGUGUUACUGUUGAUGCUGGAGGUCUCAUGUUCACCAAAACUCUUUUGGGAGGCGCAGGGUAAGGUUUCCCUCUUCUUCAUGUCUGCAAAGGAGCUGCUCCAACCUCUGACUGGCUUAAUGGCUAGAAUGAAGGGUAAAUGGCGAGCUUCCAGCCCAACCGGCCCCUGUGUGAAUUUGCUUAGGGUCUGGAUUUCAAAACUUCACAUUUGUGCCCUGUAGUUCAGAUCAGUUGGUCUCCUCCUCUGCCGCUCUGAAAGUUACACAGAGCGUGUUGGUUCGUCUUUCCUUGAGCCUUAUAAUCAGGCUGCCUGAUCCAGCUCUUCUUACAACACUCUGUACAUCCAGGCAAAAACUUACAUCUGUCAUCAUCUGCUCUCUUCUAGUCUAGAUCAGGGAGGCAAGCUGUGAACAUGUUCAGCAAUUUAGCACCCUCCAGUCCACCCAAUCUGGGGGGUGGGGCUUGCAGUGACAUGUAAAUGUCAAAGCCCUAUUUAUGGCUAACUAAUUACACUAUACAUUUUUCAGGGGAGGGGAGGAAUAGUCCCUCUGGUUAGGAUCACUAAGUGCACCUGGAUCCUUAAUAGCUUUCAGAAAUUAAAUCCUCUUGAUCCUCUUUGAUCUGAGAUUGCAAAUGCCUUAACAGUCCAGGUGCUCGGGAGCAACAGCCGCAGAGGGCCAUUGCUUUCACAUCCUGCAUGUGAGCUCCCAAUGGCACCUGGUGGGCCACUGCGAGUAGCAGAGAGCUGGACUAGAUGGACUCUGGUCUGAUCCAGCUGGCUUGUUCUUAUGUUCUUAUGUUCUUAAAUCAGUUUCCACCAUAACCUCCAGAGCCCUGAGGUAUCUCAUUGUUCCAAACAUUUUGGGCCAGAAAAAGAUCCAACAAUAUUCAGGUGUCCUGAGUAAGAUGCAAGCGCCAAUCUAAUCUUCUGGGCUGAAUUGGCAGAAUGUAUUCAAUUCCAGCCAUAUCCUUUCCACACAACAUGGAGAGAGGUGAUUUUCUAUCAUUUUCUAUCCUGCUUCCAUUACAAUAAUCCACAGGCGGAGAAAGCAAUUGUUACCAACAGCAGUACUGGCUGGGGAAGCCCCUUAGUUGGUCAAAUGUAGCCUGCAGGACCAGCAUAAAAUGUGGGUGCACCAUACAGCCAGGACAUUGCAUCUCUGCAAUAUUGCAAGAGAUCCAGAUAAUUGUUUAUUUCUCAGUUCUUACCUCUAACAUGUUGCUGCCUCACCCACAGGCCUAAAAGACUACUGUACAAUCUCAUCCAGCCAGUACUCUGAUGUCAGCUAUGUGAAUGUUGCAAUUGGUUGCUGUGCUUCCCAUUGUAUGUGUGUGUGUGUAUGCCCAUUUGCUUAUGUAGUUGUGUGCAUUCAUUCCAUGGAGCAGCUGGUUUGCGUCAUCUUUCCCCUUCUGCUGCAUAACUCUGUUAUCUAUCUACCAUAUGACAACCACAUGUAUAAUUCUCAGACCAAUAAAGUUAUGAAUGUGCAGGUGUAGAAAAA